AUGUCUAGCCCAAGCCCUUUCCAGCAAGGGCAACUCCCCUCUCCAGGCUUAUCAAUCAACCUGUCCUCCAACAACCCUUUUCGCAACCGGGCAGCGUCGCCUGCCAGCCUUGAUGCUGCUGCCUUUCCAUCACCAACCAACUCGCCCUUUGCCGACCCCACGCCUAUCCAGAGACCUGUAUCGCGGAAUCCUUUCCUCGACCAGUCCCAGCAACCAUUGAAGUCGCCAGGUGGUGUUUCCAACAAGUCGGAGCACAAGUCGCUGUCCGCUGAAGAUAUAUUCGAUUCACUAACGCUCGACGACACAAUGCAAAACGAUAAGCUGCCUCCGCCGCUGAUUGCCCAGCGGCGCCCAUCAGAUCAGGUUCCCGCUGCUCGUCCCUGGGAAUCCCAACAGCCUGGCGACAAGCACCGACUUACCAAGUCACAAGAAGAAGCCAUGCGGGCAAGGAAACCAGGUCCAGGCCCAGCUCCCCAGCCCGGAACAUCAAGGUCUCCUCAGAGGAAACCGGUCCGACGUCCGCGACGAAAUUCAGACUCAUCCGUUUUGGACUUCAAUGCUCAGCCUAUUACGGCCGAAGAAAUGAAACUAAUUGAGGAGCACCGCAUGCGAGACCGACAACGCCGUGAAAAGGCCGCUCGUGAAAAAGGAAGCCGGGAGAAGGAAAGUCUCGAGGGCCGUGAGCCUCGUGACAAGGAGCGAGAUGGUAAAGGACGGAGCAAGUCUGGUCGCCCAAGCCGACGAAUGGAUAUUAUCGACCAGCUAGAUGCAACCAGCAUAUAUGGUACUGGCCUUUUCCAUCAUGAUGGCCCAUUUGAUGCCUUGAACCCGCAUCGAAAUAAGCACAGCAGUAGGCGCGCUCCAAUGCAAGCCUUCCCCAAGGACUCUCUUAAUAAUUCACUGGGUGGUGCCGGCCCUCUUAAUCGGAACCCGGAUCAUGCGACUUUCUUGGGUCACGGCACAGACGAAGCAUUUCGCGAUUACUCUGGCGGCAUGAAGAACAAGAAUGGAUACAACUACCCAAGUAGCUCAAGUGCAGAGCCAGCGAUUUUUGAUCCCGUCGCUCGUGGAUCCCUGGUUCAUGGAGAUGAGAGCUACGGCUUAGGUACCUCUACCUUCCUCGAGGGCACACCUGCUGCACGAAGCGCAAUCGUCCGAAGACAGGCAGAACAGCAGCAAGAGAUUGCCGAUAACGGUUUGCAACGCAAGAAGUCGCUAGCGCAGCGAAUCCGUCACAUCAACAACAAACCCCGAGAUUUUCCAUCUGGCAGAUUGACAAAUCCCGAUGCAGUAUCCACCAAGCGGUCUCCGGAUGGCAUGCCCUUUGCCUCUAGUGUAGACUCCGAACCUAACCCUUUCUUUGCCGAGUUUAGCAAAGGUGAGGAGAGCAUCAGUGUCAGGCCUCGGGGCGGAGCAAAGUCUCCAGCCAGCCCACCAGCGAUCCCCCGGAGGUUAUCUGGUUCAGCGUUGGAACGACGAGCCACUGCAGACGCGAUGAUGUCAGGGGAGGACAGCCCUCCUGUCAGACCAACUGGUAUUCUCGGUCGAAUGAAGAGUCUGAAGGGUGGACGAAGGCCUAAGAAUACGGACACCAACACUCAACUUGCAGGGUCUGGAAUGGCAAUUUAA
Molecule: messenger RNA, 1629 nt
Organism: Metarhizium acridum CQMa 102
Lineage: Eukaryota; Fungi; Ascomycota; Sordariomycetes; Hypocreales; Clavicipitaceae
Cellular component (GO): cytoplasm
Source: RefSeq, a predicted model, not a curated record